UCAGCGGACAGACUCAUCCUCACAUGGUUGGAGUGAGUGUGUUGUGGAGUUCUGACAGACGAGAAACACAGAGACACACAGGAUUACAGCCAGCACUUGGAGGAGACAUUACCUGUAGGAACUGAGCUAGGAGACAUCCAAAGUGCUGAUGUUAGGAUACUUUACUGAGGAAACCAUAACGGACCUAAGAUCUACCCCAUAGGGAAAACUGCUGCAGGGCUGAUCAUGACCAUGAGGUCAACAAUUAAGAACAUGGCCGUCUGGAAGUGCAUCUAAUCCACUGCUUCUGCCUCAGACGUUAAACCAUGGGAAACGUGGAGAGCCAAAAUGGAGAUCUUGCUUACUACAGUCAGGGACAUGGCCACCUCUCACGAAAGCACAUGACCCGAUCACUUCGCAUAUCUAAUAAACAGUCUCGACGAUCACGUCAUGCCUCGACCAGCAAGGUUGAACACCGCAACUCUGAAUCCAGCACAAAAUCCAGCAGCACUCCUUCCAUCCCACAAUCCCUAAGUGAAAAUGGCCUAGAACCGUUCAGUGAGACAAAUGCUUUGGAGAGCUAUGGGGGAACCAUUUGGGUGGACCGAAUGGCAAUGAACUUGCGGCCAAUGUCCUUCCAUGAUAACAUGGGCGAUCCCACCAUUACGCCAGGCUCAGAAGACGGAGUGGAGAUGGACACAGUGGUGCCAGAUGGUUGUGAUGAUGAUGGACUUUUCACAGGUGAGGAAACGUACCUGCAGAGGACCAGAGAUGGUCCUCGAGAAGGUGGCAGCUUCAAGAAGAAGCGCUCCAAAUCUGCUGACAUGUGGAGAGAUGAUUCCAUGGAGUUCUCGUUGUCAGACCUUAGCCAAGAACAUCUGACAAGCACAGAGGAAAUUAUAGGAACAAAUGAGGAUGAAGACAAAGGUUUUGCCAACUGUGGAGGACGUCGUCGUACCUCCAGCCCAAGGACACUGGAGUCUCAUUCAGGAGAGAGAGCCAACUCUUUAGAUGAACUGUGCACACAGAGGCUACCUCCUCUUCGUGGCUCGCACCAUCUUUAUAAUGGACACAAUACAGAGAGGACAGAAGGUGUAAUGAAUGGCGAGAUCUUGUCUCCUGCUGAGGAGGAAGGGAAUGGAUAUGGAGCGUACACUCUUCCCUGUCGUCGCUCUCACUGCCUGUCAGAAGGGCUGUCCAAUCACCAGACUACCAUCUGCUCACGUAUGCAGGGACGACGUGCACAAACAACACAUGAUAUUACGGCUGGUGAGGGCAGUGAAUAUGGAGACAGCGGUAUUGAUGGUGGUGCUGCUGAGGUUGAACAUUCCUCACGCCGUUGUAAGGCCAUGUCUGCAUCCUUCUCUGUCUACUCCACCGCUAGUGAAAGCAUCUUCGCGGGAAGUGACAGUGGCAGUAGCAGCGGAGGCGGAGGAGACCGUCAGCCAGGUGGAGAUCAAGGCGUCUAUGAGAACUUCCGUCAGGAGCUGGACAUGAACUCCCGACAAACAAGGGAAUGCCUUGAGGAGGCCAGUUCAGCUGCUAGUGAUGAAAGAAGCAGUGGAACUCUAAGCUCCAUUUACCCCUCUGACAUUCUGCUCACCGCAGUGCAGGGCACUGUGCGAAAAGCCGGCAUGCUGGCUGUGAAGAACUUUCUGGUGCACAAAAAGAAUAAGAGGGUGGAGCCAGCAGCAAAAAGGAAGUGGAAGCAGUACUGGGUGUCACUCAAAGGAUGCACUCUGUUUUUUUAUGAAACGGAUGGACGUUCAGGAAUUGACCAUAACAGCAUUCACAAACAUGCAGUCUGGGUGGAGAACAGCAUUGUCCAGGCUGUACCUGAACACCCUAAGAAAGACUUUGUGUUUUGUUUGAGCAAUGCACUGGGAGAUGCCUUUCUCUUCCAGACAUCAGGUCAGACUGAGCUGGAAAACUGGAUAACUGCUAUCCACUCAGCCUGUGCGGCAGCCGUCGCCCGCCAGCACCACCGCGAGGACACGGUACGAUUGCUGCGCUCUGAAAUCAAGAAGCUUGAACAGAAGAUUGACAUGGAUGAGAAAAUGAAGAAGAUGGGCGAAAUGCAGCUUUCUGCAGUCACUGAUGGGAAGAAGAGGAAGACCAUCUUGGAUCAGAUAUUCCUCUGGGAGCAGAAUUUGGAGCAGUUUCACAUGGACUUGUUCCGGUAUCGCUGUUACCUGUCCAGCCUGCAGGGUGGUGAACUUCCAAAUCCAAAACGCCUGCUUGCUGUUGCUUCCCGUCCCACCAAACUGUCCAUGGGUCGUCUUGGCAUUUUUUCAGUGUCAUCCUUUCACGCUCUGGUGGCUGCGAGGACGGACGGGGGAAUACGUAGACGCACCCAAGCCUUGUCUCGCUCCUCCAGCAAGCGAAAGAGCCGUUUCUCCUCGCUGUGGGGCCUGGACACUACCUCAAAAAAGAAAACCAAAGGCAGACCCAGCAUCAACCAGGUGUUUGUAGAUGGUGAAGAGGCGGUUAAGAGGAAUCUUGAGCACAUGUUUGAGGACACUGGGAAGGAUACGCUGCACAAAGACAAAGAGGGUUCAGUGAAAAGCUUGCCUCAACACAAGACGGACAGUGAAGUUUGGGUUCCCGACUACCUCACGCCAUCCUGGGUCUCUUUACCCGACGAUCGGCCAGUGUUGGCUAUCAUACAACCGGGAGAGACGGCCAUGGAGGCCCUGGAGGCCCUGUGUAAGGUUCACAAACUGGAACUUUCCAAACACUACAUACGGCUGAAGUUUCUCAUCGAUAAUCAAGUGCAAUUGUACGUCCCCAAGCCAGAAGAGGACCUCUGUGACCUGCUCUACAAAGAAAUCGAAAUUUGUGCCAAGACAACCAAAGUCAUCCAGUUUGACAGAGAUGAGUCCUGUGCCAUAGGCUAUGGUUUCUCGGUGGCAGUGGUAGAGGAGGAUGGAGGCCAGCAGCUUCAUAUCACUGAUGUGAAAGCCGGAGGUCUGGCAUUUGCCAAAGGUCUGCGAGCGGGCGAUGAGAUUCUGAAGUUGAACAGUAAACCUGCGAGUGUGCUGGAGUUGGCAGACAUGCAGGCUGCGUUUGCUCUGCCCUCUCUCACCCUGACUGUCAGCACGCUGCCCGCUGCCGAUCCGCACCAGCUGUGCCAGCUUCCUCCCCGCAGAUCAGAUGGAGCGCAAGACCUCUGCACUGACAUCUUCUCCCAGAGUCAAGAGGACAUCCUGGAUGAAGGUCUUGGCCUUGUGCUGCACAGCCCUGAUGACACAGGCGACGACAGGGCUCAGAUUUUCAUUAAGGUGUCAGAUUGCAAGGGAAGCUCCAAACGCUCCUCAGAGUCCAUCUAUGACAUGCUGCAAUUGAGUACAGAACAGGUGACCGCCUUCUGCCGCAACCUUCAUGACAUGAAUUCCAACGAGGGUCCCGUCUCCUGUUCCUCAUCUUCCUCCACCUCUUCCUCAUCUUCAUCCUGCAUGCCCAGCCCAAUCUCUCCGCUGCCUGGUCUCUUCACCCCUCGCCAGCUCUCUGACGCAGAUAAACUCCGCAAGGUCAUCAGUGAACUGGUGGACACUGAGAGGACCUAUGUUAAGGACCUGAACAUUUUAAUAGAGCGCUACCUGAACCCCCUGCAGAAGGAGAGCUUCCUCACCCAGGAUGAGCUGGAUGUGCUGUUCGGAAACUUGGCGGAGAUGGUGGAAUUCCAAGUGGAGUUUUUGAAAACUCUAGAAGAUGGAACCAGAUUAGUUCCAGAUUUAGACAAACUGGAGAGAGUCGAUCAGUUCAAGAAAGUUCUGUUUUCUCUUGGCGGAUCUUUCCUCUACUAUGCAGACCGUUUUAAGAUCUACAGUGCAUUUUGUGCCAGUCACACAAAAGUCCCCAAGGUCCUUACCAAAGCUAAAACAGACCCAGAGUUCAAGGCGUUUCUGGCUGAGAGAAACCCCAGACAGCAGCAUUCCUCCACGCUGGAGUCCUACCUGAUCAAACCCAUUCAGAGAGUCCUAAAAUACCCACUGCUCCUGAGGGAGCUUUACUCGCUCACCGACCCCGACAGCGAGGAGCACUACCACCUGGAUGUGGCCAUGAAAGCCAUGAACAAAGUGGCCAGUCACAUAAACGAGAUGCAGAAGAUUCAUGAGGAAUACGGAGCCGUGUUUGACCAACUCAUCAGUGAACAGAGCUCAGAAAAGAAAGAGGUUGCUGAUCUGUCAAUGGGCGACCUCUUGCUGUAUGACACAGUGGUCUGGAUCAACCCACCGUCCUCUCUGAUAAAGGGGAAGAGAGACCCAGAGCUGGCUGCUUUUGUUUUCAGAACAGCGGUUGUUUUUGUGUGUAAAGACUUUUCCAAGCACAAGAAAAAAAUCGGUGGACCUCACAGAGUAUCAGUCCUUGAUGAGAGAGACCCGUUUCGUUUUAGACACAUGAUCUCUACAGAUGCCCUCCAAGUUCGCAACCUCCCUAAUUCAGAGGGGUCGGCAAUGUGUGAGAUCGUUCAUGUGAGGUCAGAAUUUGAAGGCAGACCUGAGAGGACUUUCCACAUCUGCUGCAGCUCUCCAGAGAGUAAAAAAGACUUCUUAAAGACUGUUCAUUCCAUCCUGAGGGACAAACAACGACGUCAGCUUAUGAAGACUGAAAGUUUACCUCCAAAUCAGCAGUAUAUUCCCUUUGGAGGGAAGCGGCUUUGUGCUCUAAAGGGUUCACGACCCACCAUGAACAGAGCGGCUUCAGCACCAUCUCGAACCCUCGGUCACAGGAAGCUGAUCCGUAAUCGUAUUACCAUAGACACAGGUGUCAUUUUUGAUGAUGACUCAUAUCAGGAUCUAUCACCAAUCACCCCUACAGAACCCCCAUUUCAUAAACCUCAGCAGCCCAUCCGGGACACCGACCGCUGGGUGGAGGAUCAGUUUGACCUUCAGAUCUACGAAAACCAGGACGACGUUAAAGAGACGGACAUCCUCAGUGAUGACGAUGAGUACUGCCAGUCUGUCCGAGCCCCGUCCUCUGACCCAAGCCUGGAGGAGUCCUUUGAGGCUCUUUCAGUGGAAGGAGAUGAAGACAAGGGUCUCAACGGGCUCUCCGAAGACAAAUCGAAGAAAUCCCACGCCCCCUUAAAACUGACCCUUCUGAGAAAGCAAUGCGCAGUGGAGGGAGUUUCUUCUGAGAGGGACUGUGAGGUUAUUUGGGUUCGAAGAGACGAUUUUAAAAACAGCUGCAACAGCGACAUCUUCUGAGCGGAGAGGGAACAUGCAAGCUGUGACGCUUUUAUUUUCAGACUUGUGCCAGAAUAAGGCAGACACUGACUGAGUCCGAGCUUUCACGGACAUGAUGCACUGACAAUCCUACUGAAAGAAAGCCAGAACUGAAGAGCUUCUUGAUGUUUCAAGCCACUUGAAAUAUCAAUACAAGAUCGAGUUGAGGAACAUUCGAAGAUGCCAACUGUACAGCUCAUGUAUUUAUAGUGGCUUCAUACUGACAGACAUCAGGCAGCUACGUGUUCUUUUAGCUGAUGUUUUUGGUUGGAACACAAAAUGGUGGUCAGUUUGUUUGGUCAUGCUUCAUAUCUUCCUUUUUAUUCAGGGAUUUGUGACUUAAUGCCUCGUAUAUUGUUCUUCGUAAUGGCUACACCCCUGAGGGCACCCACGCCAAAGUUGCAAAUCCAUUUGAUGUCAAUCCACUACCUUGAUGUCAGAUUGACAUCUAAAAUUGGUGUCAAAAAUACAUCCAGUAUUACAGUCCUGUAAUCGAUUUUUGAUGUGCUUUUCUGACACUUAAACAUUGUCAUUUAAACAUCAAGGUAGUUUACAUGCAUUGUAGGGAAACAGAUUCAUACAUUUAUAGUUGAAGCCUUCAGAUAAAUAAAAUAUUUCUUCUAGUAUCAUUUUUCUUGUGUCGUUAUUUUAGUGGUCAAAAGUACAUCAGUGUAUGGACGUCAAGGUCUGGACAUCAAAUUGAUUUGCACUUUGACGUGUUUUUUGGAUGUUGUUUUGACAUCAAGGUGCCCGCCAGGAAGCAGGUGAUUUUCGUGGAGCACGUCAACAUUCCCUUGAAUUUCCACGACUAGUUUUGGCCAGCUGUUUAAUGCUGUUCCUUUUACAAAUCCAAUCGUUCCUUGCUUGCUGUCUGCGUUCCCUUUUCUUCAUAGGUCACCAGCAACCCAGUAUUAAAUAUCACUGUUUAUUGAACACACAGAGAAAUAUUAUUCUACUUGAAUUGUGAGGAAAGAACUGCAAUAAUGUAACUCGUUAUUUCAGAUAGGAAAUCAAACUACCCGUGAUCCUCUGUCUAUGGGCUUUGGUGUGCUUAGGCGCAUAAAUGAAGCAUUAUAACUCAAAGCCCCCCUGCAAAGUGAUAAAUGUAGCAGAUUUGUCUGGCUAAGAAUGAGAUUUUGAUUUUUAUGGUAUUUUGUACACUGGUAAGGAUAAAGCUGGACAUGUUACUCACUCCAAGUGUAUUUUAAACACCAGAAACACCCAUCCAUGUGAAAUACAAUCACUGCACUCAGCCAUGGUUUCCUUUUAGUGAAAUUGACUGUAUUUAAAAACAGUGUAAAAAUGCCAUACUUUUAUCCUCUGCCUUUUUGAGACUGUGUAUGUUCAUACUGUGGAAAUACUUAUUAACCUAAAAUAAAUCUUCCUAAUUUAUAUUUGCAGUUUUAUCCAAAUAA
Danio aesculapii is the source of this 6622-nucleotide messenger RNA. RefSeq names its product TIAM Rac1 associated GEF 1a (gene tiam1a). Gene Ontology annotation, cellular component: cytosol; plasma membrane; synapse. The coding region runs from base 306 to 5189 and encodes 1627 amino acids. Lineage: Eukaryota; Metazoa; Chordata; Actinopteri; Cypriniformes; Danionidae. Gene Ontology annotation, molecular function: guanyl-nucleotide exchange factor activity; protein binding. The record is from RefSeq and is a predicted model, not a curated record. Gene Ontology annotation, biological process: activation of GTPase activity; small GTPase-mediated signal transduction; positive regulation of axonogenesis. The transcript has 30 exons.